This is a messenger RNA of Lingula anatina, 1053 nucleotides long. RefSeq names its product uromodulin. The record is from RefSeq and is a predicted model, not a curated record. NCBI's taxonomy places the organism in Eukaryota, Metazoa, Brachiopoda, Lingulata, Lingulida, Lingulidae.
AGCAUAUUAAACUAACGACUCUAUUUCUCACCCAGUCAGUUUGGAUCUUCUUCCUCCAGUAAAGAUGUCACCGAAAUUUGGAGCGCUGUUGGUUGUCCUGUUGGCAACUUUAUCCUCAGUAAGCAGCGAGCCCGAAAAGAAUUGUUCUUACUAUGGCGAGUACUUGCGAGAUGCCAGCGACCGUUGUUAUUUCUACCAGUGUGAGAGCGACCUAACCCCUAUACGUCAACGCUGUGCCCCAGGAACCACGGUGAAGGACGACUUUGUGGCCACAGAGAAUGACGCCAACCCCUGCCAGGGACCGAAUUUGCCGUGCACGUCAGACGGGACGUGGUCUGAUUGGUCAGAUUGGGGCGAGUGCAGCGUCACCUGUGGAAGUGGAGUGCAGAAGAGCACACGUGACUGUCUACCCGCUGGCGCCACCUGUGAUGGAGACGCAGUCAGAACGCAAGAAUGCCGCAGAGUAACUUGCGACUGUUUUUCGUUGAGUUACGUUGUGUUGGACCAACAGUGGAGAAGCCUGAAUUUUACUCGAUUCGACGGUGGUGAACCGAAACACUGCGACAGGGACGGAUGGGCCAGUCAGUGGUAUCGGUUCUCCGGGGCAGCCGGGACCAAAAUGCCAAACUGGUGCGUGCCUGACUUUCAAUGCGGAACCGACGCCCCAGUGUGGAUAAACGGCGCUGACCCCGCACCGGAAGAUGGCGCUGUCGACCGUCAGGCAUGCGCACACUGGACUGGCAAUUGCUGCAGGUGGUCUAUGAAUGUGCAAGUUCUCAACUGCGAGGAGUAUUUCCUGUAUUAUCUACCACCAACUACUGUGUGUUCGCUUGUCUAUUGCGGCGAAGAUUAAAGACCUCACCAAGUAGAACUGAUUAACGACAAUUAGAAACGAUGAUGCUAAUACCUUUUAAGGACGAAGACAGCGUUUGCCAGAAACGUGGCUAUCUUCCUAACAAUGCCAUACCUACAUAUAGGGUAGCAAUAAAAUAUUAUUUUAACAGAUGUUCAUUUCAUACAGCAUUGGUCAAAAAGGUUGUCCCACCCCCAUUU